Phyllopteryx taeniolatus (common seadragon) is the source of this 4966-nucleotide messenger RNA. RefSeq names its product disintegrin and metalloproteinase domain-containing protein 10-like. The record is from RefSeq and is a predicted model, not a curated record. Gene Ontology annotation, cellular component: synaptic membrane; plasma membrane. The transcript has 16 exons. Gene Ontology annotation, biological process: membrane protein ectodomain proteolysis; Notch signaling pathway. Lineage: Eukaryota; Metazoa; Chordata; Actinopteri; Syngnathiformes; Syngnathidae. Bases 118 to 2469 code for a protein of 783 amino acids. Gene Ontology annotation, molecular function: metalloendopeptidase activity involved in amyloid precursor protein catabolic process.
GACGUCACCGCGCAGGAGCGAGGGGGCGACGGCGAGUGGAAGCUGCAAUAAACACACAGGGCGUCUGCGCCUAUCUAACUAGGACAAUAAAGUGCAAACAGCAUCAAUGCUUUAACAAUGGAUCUAUCCGAUAUGGUUCUCCUGAAACUUGUCCUCUUCGCCUACUUGCUGCACGACACUCUAGGACACUAUCGGAAUCCCCUUAACAAGUACAUCCGGCACUAUGAAGGCGUUUCCUACGAUACAGAGCUGGUACAUGGCAAACAUCAGAGAGCCAAAAGAGCACUCUCCCACCAAGACCAGUUUCUUCAUUUAGAUUUCCACGCCCAUGGAAGGCAUUUUAAUUUACGCUUGAAGAGAGAUACAACCCUGUUCGCUCCAGACUUGAAAGUGGACGUUUCAGGAGAAGAGUCGACAUACGAUACCUCUCACAUCUACACUGGAGAAAUAUAUGGUGAGAAAGGUACACUGGCACACGGCUCCAUCGUGAAUGGUAAAUUUGAGGGUUUCAUUCAGAGUUUCCACGGCAAUUAUUAUGUGGAGCCCACUGAGCGAUACCUGGAGGGCAAAGACGUGCCAUUCCACUCUGUCAUGUACCACGAGGACGACAUACACUAUCCUCAUAAGUAUGGCCCGGAGGGAGGCUGUGCUGAUCGCUCCGUGUUUGAGAAGAUGAAGCGGUACCAAGCCUCUGCUGUAGAAGAGCCGUCCAAGGCGCAACUCGGUCAGUCAGUUCUUAAUGAAUCUGUGAUGCUAAGAAAGAAGAGGAUGGCGCAAGCUGAGAAAAACACGUGCCAGCUCUUCAUCCAAACAGAUCACCUCUUCUUCAAGUAUUACAAGACAAGAGAGGCUGUCAUUGCUCAGAUCUCCAGUCACGUCAAGGCUAUUAAUGCCAUCUAUCAGGGCACAGACUUCUUAGGGAUUCGCAACAUCAGUUUCAUGGUGAAAAGAAUCAGGAUAAACACCACCAAUGAUGAGAAGGACAAGUCCAACCCGUUUCGCUUUGGGAACAUCGGAGUGGAGAAGUUCCUGGAGCUGAACUCCGAGCAGAACCACGAUGACUACUGUUUGGCUUACGUUUUCACUGACAGAGACUUUGAUGAUGGCGUCUUGGGUUUGGCCUGGGUCGGAGCCCCCUCAGGGAGUUCUGGAGGGAUCUGUGAAAAAAGCAAGUUGUACUCCGAUGGGAAGAAAAAGUCUCUCAACACAGGGAUUAUCACUGUCCAGAACUAUGCCUCUCACGUACCUCCCAAAGUCUCCCAUAUCACCUUUGCACAUGAAGUAGGGCACAACUUUGGCUCCCCGCAUGACUCUGGUUCUGAGUGCACACCAGGUGAAUCCAAGAGCCAAGAUAAAAAGGAGAAGGGCAAUUACAUCAUGUAUGCGAGAGCUACAUCGGGAGACAAGCUGAACAACAACAAGUUCUCCAUCUGUAGUGUGCGCAACAUCAGCCAAGUGCUGGAGAAAAAGAGGAGCAACUGUUUUGUUGAGUCUGGUCAGCCCAUCUGUGGAAAUGGCCUUGUGGAGCCAGGAGAAGAGUGUGAUUGUGGCUACAGUGAUCAGUGCAGGGACCAGUGCUGCUAUGAUGCCAACCAGGCUGAUAACAAGAAGUGCAAAUUAAAGUCCAACAAAGUCUGCAGUCCCAGCCAGGGUCCCUGUUGUACCCCUGAGUGUAGCUACAAGGGGCGCAAUGAGAAGUGCAGGGACGAGUCGGAGUGCGCUCAUCAUGGCAUGUGUAAUGGAGUGAGCCCCCAGUGCCCGUCAUCUGAGCCCAAGGCCAACUUCACCGCUUGUCAUGGCGAGACUCAAGUCUGUCUGAAUGGAGGUUGCUCUGGCUCUAUUUGUGAGAAGUAUGGACUUGAGGCGUGCACAUGCGCCAGCCAAGAAGAAAAGGAUGAGACGGAGCUUUGUCACGUAUGCUGCAUGGAGAAGAUGAAUCCCAACACGUGCAGCAGUACCGGGUCAGAGCGUCUGGCUCGUUUCUUCAAUAAGAAGGUGACCACCUUGCCGGCUGGCUCACCCUGCAAUGACUUCAAAGGUUACUGCGACGUGUUCAUGAAGUGUCGUCUGGUGGAUGCGGACGGCCCUCUCGCUCGACUCAAGAAGGCCAUUUUCAACCCAGAGCUCUAUGAGAACAUUGCUGAGUGGAUUGUGGCCCACUGGUGGGCAGUGCUGCUGAUGGGGAUCGCUCUCAUCAUGCUCAUGGCCGGCUUCAUUAAGAUCUGUAGCGUUCAUACACCCAGCAGUAACCCCAAGCUUCCUCCGCCGAAACCGCUUCCAGGCACUUUGAAGAGGCGGCGAGCGCAGCAGCACGCCAGCUCCCAGGUGCAGCAUCAGUCCCAACAGGGCGGCCACGGCGGUCAGCGGCAAGCCCAGAGGCAGCCUCAGAGGCAGGCCCAGCAGCAACAACACCAGCGACACCACCGUCAGCCCAGAGAGAACUAUCAGAUGGGGCAGAUGAGACGCUGAGACACCGCCGCCACCCGCCCCCCUCCCCCUCUCCCCGCCACUCCCCUCCAAUGCCUUGGCUCCUCCUCGUGCCUACAGUGGGAAACAUAAGCGUCACUCCAUCCAAAGAAAAGCCAGACAUGGUUGUUGGUCACCACCGUAUCCUCCAUCUUACUGACACGCAAAGAGAAAAAUCCAGCAACUCGACUGGCUUCAGCCAUUUCCAACGCCGUGCAAUCUAGCUUCUUUUUUCCGUCUUCAUCUUAUUUUUGUUCAUUUCAAAGGAGUGCCAAGGAGUUAAAGAAUCAUCAGUAGCUUGAGUCCACUUUUGCAAUGUGUUUUGGUUCUAUUGCGAUGUCGUCUCGAGUGACAUGCUGCCUGUGGCUGCCGGUGAAUUGUCGCGUGCUUUUCUUGCGCCGUUCUAGCCACAAAUGAGAGAGAGAGAGAGAAAGAGAGAGACACUCGGCGGGGGAUUGGCGCUACGUUUGUGAUUUCCACAUGCCCGAAAACGGCGAAGGACACAUGCUCCGGUCUCUUGUGCAGACAGUCUCCUGCAUGUGACUGUACAUAUUUAGUGUAUCAUAAGUGAAAACGAACUAUUUCUUCUACUGUAAAUGUGUAAUUCUUCACUCUUUUUUUUUUUCUCUCCUUCUUCUUCUUGGUUAGCGCUCUCAGGACUUUUAACACAUAAAUAAAAGGAGUGAUGGUUGCUAGGAGUUCCUUGGAUGUUGUCACUGACGAUCUGAUGCUGUCAGGUCUUCUCUGCGGUCGUCCAAUCAGGUGGAGCUCAUUCACUUUGGGUUACUUAUUUCUCUAUUUCUCUACCAAGUCACCAUAUCCCCUUUUUUCCAAGGUCAUCUAGAUUUCUUGCUAACGUGUUGCUUGCGUUGUGUAACAAGCUUCACGGGAGAAAGGGAAGGAUCGCUCUGCUUGUUAUAAUUUGUUUUUCUUUUACCAAUUUAAUAAAAUUUUUAGCUCUAUGAAGAAUGAAUAACCACUAACUGAACCUAAUGAUGAGUGAGGAGAAGGGGAAAGUUGAAAGCUGCUGCGGCUUAGUUUAGAAGUGAGUGUUAGUGACAUGCGUGUGGAAAUAAGUUUUAAAAUGCCUCAGUGUGGAUGUAUUCAAAAAAAAAAAAGUAGGUUCAUCAUUCUAUUCUUGCUCUGAUAGCAAACCUUAAGAACUUUUGUGGGCGUGCAAAGGCAUUAAUUAAAAUGUGACUAUUAUAAUUGACUUUGGUCUAUGAUAUUGGCUCAACACUAAGCUGACAACUGUUAAUGUGAAAAGAAAGGAAGGCAGGCUUGUUGAGGCAGGAUUUUCACACAGUUUGACUUUGCUACUUCACCUUCACGGACUGACACUUUCCAGCUUGCAUCUGUGGUGAUUUUUCUUAUUUUAUUUUUUUGCUCACAUCGAAGACGGGAAGCAUCUGCAAGCUUCAUUUGAAGGAUCCGACACACCUCAGGUGUUCUUUCCUGUCACAAAAUAACGCUCGAUCCUGUCACCUUGACAUGAUUCAGGCUUUGCUUUGGCGAAUAGGCUAAUAUUUUGGCACUAACAAUAAAGCACAUCAUUUUACAUUACAUAUUUCUUUGGGGUUUUUUUUUUUUUGGGGGGGGGGGGGGGGGUUACUGGUCUGAAUUGAGUAUAUCUUGGCAUUUUUACGUUUAAAAUGCAUGCAGUUCAAAUCACAACUAAUGUCUUACAACACUGUCCUGAGGGUUGGAAUAAUCCCAUGUUUUGAUCCAGAUUGAAUGAGGAAACGUGUGACAGUUAAUGUGACAUGGCAGAUGAAUCAGGCUUGUCAUGUCUGCAUAAAAAAAGUUUUGUUGUUGUUUUUGUUUUUUUAACUGUCAUAUUCGUGGGUCCAGAACAUGUAAACUUGUACAGUACUUUGAAAAUUUGCAUUUCAUUGAAAACUAACAAUUACAUUUUGAUACAUCUUAUUUUUUUAUUUUAUUCCAAUUCUAAGAUGUUCAUAUGUGACAAACGUCUUAAGUUAUUUAUGUUCUCAUAUGUUCUAGUUCAACUGGAGUUUGCUUAUGAUACUUGUUUUCUCCUCUGUCAUCAAUUAUAUAAAAAAAACAAUUGAGUGUGUUGGAUUUAAUGUGACAUUCUCAUUUUAGUCUUUGUUAUCCUGUGGCAUGGUUUGGCUAGAAGAGCAGAAGAAUAAUGCCUGUAAAUUUACUUUUCUUUUCAUUUCGUAGUCUUGGUUUAAAAAAAAAAAAAGAAAAAAAAAAAAGGUUUUUAGAUAAACACGCACUGCAAUGUCCAAAUUGAUUUUGAAUUGUUGUAGGUGAUGUAGGCCGAAAGAACACGAUUAAAAAGUAAUACUACUGUCUGAUUUUAAUGUUCACUGUGUUUUAUACAGUAUUGGAAAUUUUUGUUCACUUUGAACAUUUUUACUAAAAAAAACAAAAAAAUUCAAUUGUAUUGUGCAAAGAGAUGUAAUUUUUUGGAGUACUUGAAAUGCAUUAAUUAAACGACUCAUUCAAUAAAAUAGACCACUGUUUACUGUCA